UGAAUGUAAAUAGUAGGGAGCUUGGUGUGUGAGUAGCAGUAGUAGUAGUAGUAGUAGUGUUGUGAGGGCGCUGCUCGACACACCCGCUCCCGUAAAAACAAACCAAUCCAGUACAUCCUUACAUCUAUUAGUACUCUUACCAAAAGACAGCACCAUGAGACCAGUGGCCCUAGAGGACGAAGAUGAUGGUCAAGAGAAGGAAGGAAAAGUAAAAAAGGCGACUACUUCAAGAGGAAAAAUAAUCCAGCGAAAACUGGAGAAGCUCAAGAUGAAGAGAUGCUUGAACCAGUAUUUGGAACGGUCAUCUUCAGGAUUUGACAUGGGUGCAGUAUACGAAUUGAAAAUACGGAAGCUGAAAACUAACAAUCGAGCUCUUGCGAAGGCCCUUGCGGAGAAGAAAGAGGAGACACAACAGUGGUACAGAGAAGUAAUUUCUCUAAAAGGAGAGUUACAAGAAGCUCAGGAGCAGCUGCUCAGAGCAACGGAUAAUGACUUUCAAAAAACAGUCGAGCUGAAGGUGGAAAAAAGACUUAGGGAGCAUUGUGAGCCAAUUAAUGCAGCAAUCAGCACUACCAUGGAAAAUGUGCUUAUGGUAGUGGAGGGUCUCACCAAAGCCAAACAGUUAGCUGGAAGAGCAUUAAACAGCUUCCGGAAUCGCUCCUCUGUUAAUUCCUCUUCCGGUUCACUCCCUCGUCCAUUAGGUGCAAGGUUGCCGCUGGGUGCCACCAGCAAUAAUAUAUCACCGCGGCAGAGUGUGGUCUUGCCAAUGGUCAGUGGGCACGUGUUGCAGCCAGCUAUGGUUGCUAUUCCUAAGCUAGAUAUGAUGUGGAGCAGAAAGAUGCAAGAACGCAGUCAAGGUCACCAGGAACCUGAACCCAGCAUGCUGGGAAAGUACCAGAUCCCUGGCCAGCUGACAUGCGGUCUGACUGGAAGUGCAAACCAGAAGUUUGCCGUGCCAGGCUACCAGAGUGGCGCACCAGUCGUGGUGCACCAUCCUACAGCUGUGAGGAAUGCAUCAGAAAGUCCAAGAACAGCUACUGGGAGACGAGGCAAACUGGUGAGAGGGAUGAGGGGAGCAGCCAGCAGAAUGACUACACACUCGCCCACGACAAAGGAGGAUGAUAUACAACAUGAAGUAGGAGAAACUCCAGACAAGCAAGAAGGUAAUGAAGACCCACUGGAGGGGCCAAGCUGGUUGUUCAGUGAGAGUGUAACAAACCGCUCGUCUUGCAGUGCAAAAGGACGAGGUAGAGGUGGACGACGAGGUAAACUAAAGACUAAUGCUCGGUGUACCUCGUUGCAAUCUAGAAAUUCUGUUGUGGUUGAAUCAAGUGACAGUGAAGAAGAUAAUGGUGUUUCAACUUUAAAGAACAGCAAAGUUACUUCAUUCAAGAAACCAUUAGAGAUUGCUGAUUUUGCUAAAGAAAAUUCAACAAAUAGCUUAGAACAUAGUUACCUGGCUUCCCCAGCUACUAUGUUUGCUAGAUUGGAAGAUUUAGAGGCUAAAGCAGGCCGUCAGUCAAAAAGAUCUAAAGGGCGUUCACUUAGGGCAAACAGAGAGAGCAUGGAGAGAGUACAUGAUGUUAUCCCUGAGAAGCAGCUUAGAAGCUCGCCCCGAAGUAAAGAGCUUCUGCGAGGAAUGAAUAAUUCUGCUGUGGCAAAAACUGACGAGUCUUUAAAUCUUCAUUUGGAUGCAACUGUUGGCAGUAGUAGUAAUACUGAGCCUUUAAAUGAUUCUCAUCCUCAAGACACUGUUCAUAUGCCUCCUCCAAUCCUCCCAGGGCCCACUAAGCAAGCAGAAUUUUGGGUAAAUGACAAUGACCUAACAUGUGUGCAUAACAUAAGCAUGGAUAUGACAGAGCCUAUUUCAAAAAUCUUUGCUCAAGCUGCUGUUGAGGCAUUAAAGGAAGAGAAAGGCAAGGAGGUACAGUUGGAGAGAAGAUUCUUUAAGGCAGAAUCAAAUAAACAGCUUAAGGUUCAGCCAGAAGUGGCUGAAAAGACCCCAUUUGAUGUGUCACAGAUGGAUGCAACUCUUGUAAAUAUUCCUCCUUAUUCCUCACAGAGGACUGUAGAAAAAGAAAAUUUACCGCCACAAUUUGAAAAUCACAGUAAUGCGGAUGCAGCUUCAGUGAUGUUCGUGAACCUGCGAAGAGUAUCGGUUGUUCUUGAAGAUGUACUGAAGAGUCCUCGAAGCACAGAAAAGUUCACGCCACAAGUGAACCUUGCCUUGUCUUCUGGCUCUGGAAGUUCUCGAUGUUCCUCUAGCAGUAGAAGUCGAAAUAAGCAACAUCAGAAGUCCACAGCAGAAAGUCCAAUGAAGAGUGAACCUGUAAGAAGAAAGAUGUUGACAUAUUCUUUGCAGAUAGAGGAAGAUGAUAAAGAUUUAGAAGAUAGCGAUGAUGAGGCAUGGAUACCUUCUGGCAUCAGAAAGAGUAAAACAUGCAAACGAAGGAAUACAACCACUGGGAAGGUACAAGGGAGGAAUUCUUCUGUUGGUAGAAAAAGAUCUGCAACGGACAUUGUUCCAGAGCGUUUAAAAAAAGUAGGCCGUAAAAAGAAGUAUGUGAACAGUUCUGAAUCUCCAAGAACAACGCCAGACAUUAGCCUUGAUGAUAAAAAUGGUGAGACUGUAGAUCAUGAUAAAGAAGACAAACGUGGUGACAAAGCAUUAAGAAAUGUGAUUGUGGAUAAAACUGUAGACUCCGAGAGUACCACUCCAAAUAUUAUGGCUGACUGCUAUGUUAAAGUCCAUCGAGCAUCUUUGAAAAAUAUCAGAGACUCUGUUACUAAUCCUGAAGAAUCUCUUCUCCUAAAACUUGAUGAUAGUAAUAUUUCAUUAUCACCAAUACUGCCUUCAAAAUCCACAGAGGACCAGACAAAGAAAGCAGGAAAAAAACAGGCUACAGGUAUUCAGGUGGAUCAGUCUCCUAUAUCAGAUGGUACCCAGGAUGUCAACACUGAGGUUCAACAAAGGAAAAAGGUAAAAGAAAAUGCAGGUGGUACACAGGAAAGAGAACAGACUGAUGACGAAGAUAAAAGUAAUGAAACCCUUAAAGAUACGGAAGGCAAAAUGAGACGGAAAACCGAUAGACUGCAGUCAGAAAAGCAAGCGGAUAUAAAGGAAGGCGAGCAACUUAAUGACAUCAUGGAACUGGAACAGCCGAACCAUGAUCUUGAUCUACAGAGGAAGAACCAGAGGGAGAGUGCAAGAUACACUUCUGGAAGAGUGGAAAAAUUGAAGGAAGUCCAGAGUGAAGGACUUGGCACACAUGUAGAGGAAGCUUUAUGUAGGGUGAACCAGAUAGAUCAAGAGAAGAAGACUCAGGAUGACAAGGGUCAAGAGGGCAAAAAUCAGGAUGAAAUGGACAUUAAAAAGAAAAUUAAUGCAGGAAACUUAAAAGAACCAUCAGAAAAGCGGCUGAAGGCUGUGACUGAAAUAACUGAGCCAGACGGUAAUAUUGUGAAUGAAGGCACCCAACGCAGGAAAAGAAGAGCGGCAUCAAAAAUUACUUCUUUCAAGGAAAUGAGCCUCAUUAGUAAAAUGCGGCAGGAGUCCGGCAACACAGUUGUGUGUAGUACCCAUCACUCGAGGAAGUCUGGACGCAGGUCUGCUACAAAUUAAGUUGAUUACGAAAUAACUUAAUGUACAUUUAUAAUUCAUAUUCUGUAAACAUAGAGUUUGUUUAUUUGCCAGACCUAAAUUGUUGAGUCUUUGUAUUCUUUGUUAGGUCAAGUGAAUGUAACAGAAUUAUUAGAUUUAACUUUGUUACAGUUAUGGCCUUUAUAAGGAUGAAUUUAAACUUAUGCUGCCAUAAUUUUUUAUUCAAAAUAUUCAGAUUAUUGAAUAGUGUUAGAUUUUUUAGCUGCAAUCAGUAGAGUUGAAGACCAAGCAAAACUGGCAUUAAACAUGUCUUCCACCAGAUGUUUUAACUUUGCACAAGUUAAUCAGAAGAGAAUUAAUAUAUCUGCCUGAGAAUUUGUGCAAUUAGAUGACAAGAUAUUGGUUACCAGUGAAGCUUUUUUUUAGUUGGAAGUUCAUGAAAGAGAUUGAUGUAGUACAAGAAUCAUGUGUGUGUAAUGUGUAUCAAAGAGACAGGUGAAUGAAUAUUUAAAAUACACCAUUUUAAAAUGUUUAAAGCAAAAAAGUAACAUUUGGUUUCUUGUUAGUUCUUGAGCUGCAAACCGUUUGAAUUUUUUUUUAGCCAUAGAUCAUCUAAUGGAAUAUAUGCAGAAAAUUGAUAUAGAAAUAAAUGUAAUUGCUUAAAUUGCCAAGUUAAAAUGGAAGUAUAUUGUCUAUUAUAUACAAUAUAGUAGAUCAUAUAUUAGGGAAGAUAAUUCAGAACUGCUAGUAGCAGCUACAUCUUGUAUCCUGAAAUUUAUUUGUUUACACAUACAUCAUCUGUUGUUCCCCUGCGUCCCACCACCUCGCCCUUCCCCUGCGUCCCACCACCUCUCCCUUCCCCUGCGUCCCACCACCUCUCCCUUCCCCUGCGUCCCACCACCUCUCCCUUCCCCUGCGUCCCACCACCUCUCCCUUCCCCUGCGUCCCACCACCUCUCCCUUCCCCUGCGUCCCACCACCUCUCCCUUCCCCUGCGUCCCACCACCUCGCCCUUCUCCUGCGUCCCACCACCUCGCCCUUCCCCUGCGUCCCACCACCUCUCCCUUCCCCUGCGUCCCACCACCUCUCCCUUCCCCUGCGUCCCACCACCUCUCCCUUCCCCUGCGUCCCACCACCUCUCCCUUCCCCUGCGUCCCACCACCUCGCCCUUCCCCUGCGUCCCACCACCUCGCCCUUCCCCUGCGUCCCACCACCUCGCCCUUCCCCUGCGUCCCACCACCUCGCCCUUCCCCUGCGUCCCACCACCUCGCCCUUCCCCUGCGUCCCACCACCUCGCCCUUUCCCUGCGUCCCACCACCUCGCCCUUCCCCUGCGUCCCACCACCUCGCCCUUCCCCUGCGUCCCACCACCUCGCCCUUCCUCUGUGUCCCACCACCUCUCCCUUCCCCUGCGUCCCACCACCUCGCCCUUCCUCUGUGUCCCACCACCUCUCCCUUCCCCUGCGUCCCACCACCUCGCCCUUUCCCUGCGUCCCACCACCUCUCCCUUUCCUUGCUCCCCUGCAUCCCAUCAUCUUAGCUUUGUAUUUCCAUUUGUUAACUAGAAGCAGUCAUCACUGAGAUGUGUUCAUAACCAGUUGUUAUAGCUAUUCCCUCCAUGUCGACACCACUGGGUGUCUCCACUAGUGCUGCAUACAUUGAAAGUGUGCAGGAAGUUGUGUGAAGUUGCCUAUUAUAAGUUUACACUGGGCUGAAUAAUGUUGCAGUCUCACCUCACAAAAGUGUGGGUCAUCCCUCACAAGGAAGUUUUCACUACAACUGUUGACUAAUGUUCUAGGCUUUAUUCCACUUUUCUUUUUUAACAUUGACAGUUUUUUAACUUUGACAUUAGGGAAAAGAUCUUGGCACUUGUUCCCUAAUUUUAACCAACCGUAAUAUUCACAAGUAUAAACCCACAUUGUUUUGUCAUCUAGCCACAUGAGGACUGAAUUCUUUUCUUAGGUAUCGAGCAAAGAAUCUGAUUUGCAUGUAUAUUCAGAUUUGUGGUCAAUUCUGCAAUGUUUGCUAGUCAUUGUAAGUUUGGGGAAGGUAUACAAAAAAUACCUGCAGUAACAUUUAGAAGUUGUAAUAAGGACAGAGAAAAGCUAUGAAUGUUUAUUGUUAUAGUGAUUAGAACUAAGCCUCUAAUUGAAAAUUUCAAGUUAACAAAGUGUGUAAGUUAUCUUUGAACAUUAUUUUAUUUCGAGUACUGUAGUAAUAUGUCUGGUGGUUCAACAAAAGCUGUAGUGAAGGCUGUCGAAAAUGCUUAGUAUGAUAAGGCAAGAAAAGUUUGGUGAAGUUUUCUUUCAUGAAGCUAUGUAAUUACUGGUGAAGUAGGAAUAGAGUUGGGGGGAUAAGAGGUAGUGUAUUUGGGAUUGUGCAUUCAUAUUUAAUACUAUUAAAGUCUUUUUAUUUGAGGAGUGACUUUUGUUAAAUAUGUUCCCUAUUGGUGGGCAAGAAAGUUACUGUAAUGUUAAAGAAGGUUAAUUUGGUUAAAAGGUGUGAGCCUCGAAUGUUGGCAUAUUUUAGUAAUGCACAGUUAGUAUACACAUGAGCAGUGGAGACAUGAUAAUAAAAACACCCCAGAGUUAGUGUGCCACAAUUGUUAGAGGUAAAUCUUGCUCAAAGUUCUCACAUGUUAUUUUGUUAAUGGGAAUAAUUACCGAUUAUGAAAGAUGCCCUAAAUAUUCAUAAAUAUAAAUUAAAUAACAAAUAUUUAGAUAUUUCUGUGAUAAGAAAAUUUGAGAGCCAUUUAGAAAGUGUAAUAAUAAUAAUAAUACAAAUGUAAAUCAGUAGUAGUAUUAUUACAGUACUGUAUCUGUAAUAAAAAUCCAUUUACUACUAAUAAUAAUAACUGUAAUAAUACAGUAUUAUUGUUAGUUAUUGUCAAAAGGAAAUAUUUAGACAUUACCAUGUUCAAGUGAAGCUGGGUUAUCAUUUUUAUAUAUUUUCUAGCCACUGUAAUUUGGCAGGCCAUUUGUAAGUGCCAAGACCUCACUAAGAGUGCUUGUCACACGUGAAGCUGGCACAGUUAAGCUUAUACAUUAACAAUAUGCCUUAAGCUACUACAGUCUUAAAUAUUUCACGAAUUUCAGCUUUUAAUUUAGUAUAAAUCUGAAUCUAAAUUCUAUAUAAAAUACUGUGUGGGACCAUACAUUUGAGUUAAACCAAAAGUUACAUUAGCAGAAAUACAUGCUCAUUUUUGCAAACACUUUGAUAAGAUUUUGUUUUGUUAAGGAUGUGUGCUAAUUUCAUGCCUGGAAGCAUAACAUUAGUCUGUGCACUUCCAGGGGAGUUUUUUUUUUUUUUUUUUUAAGAUUUCAUUGAUAUAAACUAGAUAAAUUAGUUUUGUCCACUUCCAUAUCAUUCAUAGUGUUGUCUUAUUUAUUUGAUCUAAUUUGUUGUGAAAAACUUUAACAAUUGUCACUGGUGACCAAAUGUCAGUCUUGUGCCAGGCCUUGCCUAAGCCCAUUCCAAGAGCCAAAUAAAUUUGUUUUUAAGUUUUUUUUAGAUUUUGAAACUGCCUUAUACAUAACUGUACUUAGGUAUCCUCAGUAGAGAUACUGUGAACUCGUUUUUCUGCCAGGUAAUAGUGUAAUAUUGUAUUGUGAAAACCCUCAUUGUUUUGACCCAUUUCCUUUCCUCUUUCUCUUCCUUAUGAAACACUCGUGAUUGGGGGUUUAAAACCACCCAUCAGGGCAGAAGCUUGACAAGGUGUACCUGCCUCGCCUAAAUCAUUGGAUGAACAAUGAUGAUACAUUAAUAUCUUCAGUAAUAUUUAAAUUGUUUUAAUCACAUUUUGUGUUGAAAUAUUAAACAAUACAAAUUCAUUUAUCUAAACAAUGCUUAUGCAGGUUCCUACAUUACCGGGAAGGAAACCCAUUUGGGUACAUAACUCUUGUGCCGUAUCUAAACUGGAUCCUGAUAGAUAUAAGAAUGCACUGAAGAUUUAUCAUGUAGACUGAUUGUUUUACCAUAAAUAAACUGGAAGAUUAAAGAAA
Procambarus clarkii (red swamp crayfish) is the source of this 7600-nucleotide messenger RNA. The record is from RefSeq and is a predicted model, not a curated record. NCBI's taxonomy places the organism in Eukaryota, Metazoa, Arthropoda, Malacostraca, Decapoda, Cambaridae.